UUUUAUUGAGGUCCUCUGAUAAAUGGCAGGUGCUAGGACCUAGUGGAAUUCGGGCAACUUCAUUAGAAGGUGAACUAUCACCCCAGGGUGUGGUGCAACGCAAACAGGUUCAGAAAAGCCAGUUCUCCCACUUGUAAGCCACUUAGACUCCAUUUCAUCUCGCUGAUACCACCUCCAAGAUUUCAGCGGCUUUUACACUUGCUUGGUAAACCGAAAGUAUGUUUCUGGCAAAGGCCCUUUUGGAAGGAGCAGAUCAAGGUCUUGGCCAUGCUCUUGGAGGCCUUCUUGGAGGAGGCGGCCAGAGAAGAGGAGGAGGAGGAAAUAUUGGAGGGAUAGUUGGUGGGAUUGUGAAUUUCAUCAGCGAGGCUGCAGCAGCUCAAUAUACCCCGGAACCACCUCCCACUCAGCAGCAUUUCACCUAUGUGGAGGCCAACGAGAGUGAGGAAGUUAGGCGGUUUCGGCAACAAUUUGCACAGCUGGCUGGACCGGACAUGGAGGUGGGUGCCACUGACCUAAUGAAUAUUCUCAACAAAGUCCUUUCUAAGCACAAGGACCUGAAGUCCGACGGCUUUAGUCUUGACACCUGCCGGAGCAUCGUGUCCGUCAUGGACAGUGAUACGACUGGGAAGCUGGGCUUUGAAGAAUUUAAGUAUCUCUGGAACAACAUCAAGAAAUGGCAGUGUGUUUUUAAGCAAUAUGACAGGGACCAGUCUGGGUCUCUGGGAAGUUCUCAGCUACGGGGAGCGCUGCAGGCAGCAGGCUUCCACCUAAAUGAGCAGCUUUACCAAAUGAUUGUCCGCCGAUAUGCCGAUGAGGAUGGAAGUAUGGAUUUUAACAACUUCAUCAGCUGCCUGGUCCGCCUAGAUGCCAUGUUUCGUGCCUUCAGAUCCCUGGAUAGAGAUGCGGAUGGCCUGGUUCAGGUGUCUAUUCAAGAAUGGCUGCAGCUGACCAUGUAUUCCUGAAGUGGGCACUGAGAAGUUAGGACGCCCCUGCAGGACAGGACUGCUGGGGGCCAGCCGUGCUCUCUGCACAGUUGCGGAGACCCCAUCCAAAGCUGUCACUUCCUGCUGAGCCCUCCCUGUUUCUGAACUUGUGCUGCCUUUUCUGCUUAAUUAAAACAGAUUUUUCAUGAAAAA
Vicugna pacos (alpaca) is the source of this 1136-nucleotide messenger RNA. RefSeq names its product calpain small subunit 2 (gene CAPNS2). Gene Ontology annotation, molecular function: calcium ion binding. Gene Ontology annotation, cellular component: calpain complex. The record is from RefSeq and is a predicted model, not a curated record. NCBI's taxonomy places the organism in Eukaryota, Metazoa, Chordata, Mammalia, Artiodactyla, Camelidae.